Molecule: messenger RNA, 1148 nt
Organism: Trypanosoma cruzi
Lineage: Eukaryota; Euglenozoa; Kinetoplastea; Trypanosomatida; Trypanosomatidae
Product: kinesin, putative
Exons: 1
Biological process (GO): microtubule-based movement
Molecular function (GO): microtubule binding; plus-end-directed microtubule motor activity; ATP binding
Source: RefSeq, a predicted model, not a curated record
CCGUGGUUCAGUUCCGCGUCACACAAUGGCGCACCAAUCGCAUUACGAAGGAGUCUGUGGAGUUGAAUGCAACGAUCAAUCUUGUGGAUCUUGCCGGGAGUGAGCGACAGAAGACAGCCAAGACGGACGGAAAGAGUCGUGACGAGGGCAUUCAAAUCAACCAGUCUCUUGCUACGCUGGCACGUGUCAUAAAUGACAUUUCACGCGGGGCAAAAUACGUGAACUACCGUGAUUCGUUGCUGACGAUGGUGUUGAAGGACAACUUGGGCGGCAACAGCAAAACGUUUAUGAUUGCCACGAUUGCCCCUGUCUCGUUUUGUUAUCAAGAGUCAUGCGCCACACUUCAGUACGCGAAGGAUGUUCGUAAGAUUCGUAACCGUCCUACAGUAAACAGGACAUUUCAAACACGUUCCAAUUUACUGGAAUUAAAUGCACGGCUCAAGGAAGAAAAUGAGCAGCUGAAGCGUCAUGUAGAAUUUCUCACGAACAAAUGUAACGCGGACAUGUAUGACGCAGAAUCCAAUGCUGAGGAUGUUACUCUUACGCUGGAGAAGGCAACUGGCAUGACGAAGGGAUGCGGUGCUGUUUCAAUGAGGCAAGGAAAAGACACCGCGAUGGAAGCAGUCAUUGCCGCCCCUGCUGUGGGAGCUUCACCUUUGGUUAUCACGGCGCACCGAAAGUACGCCAGCGUGGGUGGAAUUGGUGGCUCGUGCCUGCAGGGCGGCUGUGUCGGGGUCACAUCGCUCACGAAGGAGAUUGUACAAUUCCGCAUUGCGGAAAUGUUGGGCCGUGCGCAAAAGUCAGACGCUCAGCCGCGGGAGGGAGAUCAUGAGUUAGGUAACAAAGUAGACUAUGGCGUCAUUGAAUUUGAACUUGUUUUGCAGCGGUCAUGUGAGCAGCGGUACUGGAUGCGACACAUUCCAUCCGAUGACGCCGAUGCAGGUUUAAGCGAUGCGGUAGAGUGUCAUGUCAACGGAUUCAGAUUGAAGAGUGGGGAACGUCGACAGCUGCAGCACGGGGAUGUCGUGAGUGUCUUUUUUGACGGUUUGGACGAUGGCUCCGAGCAGGAUUUGUUAACAUUCCAUUAUGUGGACAUCAACUCUCUCUCGCGCGGUGGCAAUUCUGGUGCUGGCGUCACAACAGGUGAU